CUCACUCCAUGGGAGGGAAUACAUCCCCGAUACUGAAAACCUACAACAGGGGUAGUCAUGAUCCCUAGAGUCUGUUUCUGUCUGGCUAAACAUAUAUACUACGCUCACUAAACUGCCCAACACUGCAGAAGAAAUGAGGAGUGAAGAGACCGUGACCAUGGAAAGAAGCAUGAGGCCUGAGGACGCUGCAGGGUUGUCCGUGGCAGCGCAGUACUCGGAGGCCUGGGGGUACUUUCAUCUGGCUCCAGCACACGCAGGGCACCCGUCCGGCACCUGGGCCACCUGCCGGCUAUGCGGGGAGCGGGUGGCCCGUUCCCGGGACUUUCAGGCUUGGACCUUGGCUCUGUGGAGGCACCUGAGCAGCAUGCAUGGGCCGGAGCUGGAGAAGGGUGGUGCUAAGCGCUCACCACCCGCCGCGCCCUGCCCGCCAGCGCCCAGCCCCGUGGCGGCCCCAGAGGGUGUCUGGGCACACUUGCUGGAGCAGAUGAGUGCCUUGAUGGUACGUGGCAGCCAAAGGGAGCGGGAGCUGGAGCGGCGUGAGGCGGCCCUGGAGCAGGGUGAGCGCGCCCUGGAACACCGACGCCAGGCUCUGCAGCAGGAGGAGUGCGCCCUGGCCCAGGAGCGUCGCAAGCUGAGGGCAGAGCGGGAGGCACUGCAGGUGCGGCUGCAGGAGCUGAACCUACUGAAGGGCUCCCGAGUCGGGCCCGUUGCGCCAUCCUCUCCCCAACCACCGCCUCUUAAAGAAGACCCCGAAGACAGCUAUGACUGCAUCGUCACAAAGAUCUUGCUAUAAGUGGAAGGAUGCUCCCUCAGCCAAGGUGGAAGGUCCUCCAAGUAUGGGGCAGCGACCAGAGCAGAAUCAUGGCCCACUGUUCACCAACUGCAAGGCCUUCCAUGCCCUGCCUGGGCGGAACAGAAGGAACCACCCCCUCCCCAGUGCCUCAGAAGUUCCUCUGGUUCUACGCUGUAGGCCUAUGAUGGUCCGUUCAAUUUAUUGGCGACACUAGGAGAAACCAAAGAGCUUCAUCAACUCAUGCCAUGCCAUUUAAAGCGAUGGCUUUGAAAGCACUGGUUCUCUACACGCCAAAGACUCAUGACACCAAGUGUCUAUAUACGUGCCAGCUCAAGGGAGAAGGGCAUAGAACUGGAUUGUGUUGUUUUGUUUUACCCACGAAAAGUUUUACAUGUUUCCUAAUGAUUAAUCUUUGCUCAACACCAAGUUUGGAAAAAGAGGAUUUUUAGUUUCUAUGACGAUUCUAUCCCCUCAUCUUUUAGAUGGACCUCACCCCCUUUUUGCUCCCCUCGUCCUACAUUGCUUACCCAAGGCCUUGUGAAAUUUUACUUAGGUCAUCCUUUUUUCCCUGCUUCAGUGCAGGACUGUCUUCCCUAACUGCCUUACAUUAACUGCCACCUGACUAGCAAAGCAUGACCCAUCUACUGUCACUAUAGGAAGAGCAGUUCAUUCCUUCCCCACAUCUUCACAAAUUUCGGGGAACCAGAGAAGAAGUCUAAGGCCUCCAACCAUGUUUUUCAUGCUCAUGCUAUUCCUCUACCAUAGUACCUGGUGUUCCCUCACUCCAUCACUCUUCUAUUUGGUCUCAUUCCCUCUCUCUCCCCAGCAAUGCUGAUUCCAGGGCUUUCAGCCCUGAAGGAAGAUCAAGUAGUUGCCUGUACUUCCUUCCCAGGGUUCACUUAUUCAGUACAGGCCAUUUCCAUACAGCUCAGAGCUCUGGCCUCUCCCAAAGACCAAACAGGAGUUUUUGAGCCUUUAGUUUACUUCCUCUUCAGUCCCUCCCAAGUAGUUUUUUCUUAGGCCUUUGUUCUCAAAUUCUUUUUUUAAAUGCCAAGCAUCCAGAAGUGAAAAAUUAAUACAAUGAAAAAGGCUGCAACAUUUUGAAUAUAUUUUUGUUUAUUUACAUUUUUCUCCCCCUCAUUUUAUUUCUACAAAAUAGUGCACUUACCUUCCUAUGUUAAUCUUCAAGACCCAUUUAUCAUUCAUCUGGUUUUUUUAUUUUCCCAUUACUGUCUUUGUCCACUUCACCCAACAAGUCAGUCCCAGCUCUGUCUUGGCUGUGUACCCUAGCUCUGCCUUCUACUAAGCUGGAGUACAGCUAUGUGUUACAGCAACUGCUUAACAUAAAUGAGGUCUUGUCUUAGAUUGGAUUCCCACCACUAGUGAGAGAUAUAGAGGAAUCCCCCACCCAUUUUAUUAGGCCAUGCAUUUAGCUAUUCUUGGGUUUUCCCUGCUUACAGGCUCCCCUGCCCCCCACCCCCGACUUCUAGCAUUUUAUAUCUCAUGAUCCUGAAGCCUAAGAACAGACCAUCUAGGAGCAUAUGGUUAUUUGGGCACUUGCAUUACCCCACCCCACCAGACCUAAGCCCUUGAGUAGUCUACUUACCCUUCAACUUCCACAAUGCCUUGUAAAUAAUGGCUGUUCAAUUAAUAUCUAAGACAUCAAAUCUAGUGGAUUUUUUUGUUAAUUUGUAAUUAGUAAUAUAAUUCUCCAUUUACCUUUGAUUCUUGGAGUAAAAUUCCUAACAGGAAAAAAAAAAAAA
This is a messenger RNA of Jaculus jaculus (lesser Egyptian jerboa), 2556 nucleotides long. It is a transcript of the gene Zbed3, whose product is annotated as zinc finger BED-type containing 3. The coding region runs from base 134 to 793 and encodes 219 amino acids. Lineage: Eukaryota; Metazoa; Chordata; Mammalia; Rodentia; Dipodidae. Gene Ontology annotation, biological process: regulation of transcription by RNA polymerase II. The transcript has 2 exons. Gene Ontology annotation, molecular function: transcription cis-regulatory region binding. The record is from RefSeq and is a predicted model, not a curated record.